AUGGCUCACUCUACCUCUCUCAGCGAUCAAUCAACCCAAGCCGAAAAACCAAAAGACCUCGACGCAGCCCCCGACAUCGAAAAGCAAGAUGCAAACCAACCGUCUGGAAACCCAGGACCACCAGGAGGCCCACCAGGUAACCAAUAUGCCCCCCAAACUCUCAAGUUCUGGGUGAUAAUGGCCUGCAAUUUCCUAUCCCUCUUCAUCGUUGCCCUUGACCGAACAAUCGUCACAACAGCAAUCCCCAAAAUCACGGACGACUUCAACAGUCUCGGUGACAUCGGCUGGUACGGCUCAGCAUACAUGCUCACAGGCGCAACCUCACAACUUAUUUUUGGUCGUAUUUACAAGUUCUAUAAUAUGAAAUGGGUCUUUUUGACUACCAUGAUCAUUUUUGAAGUUGGGUCUGUUGUUUGUGGCGCCGCUCCGUCUUCGAAUGCGUUCAUUGCUGGAAGGGCUAUUGCUGGUUUUGCAUCUGCUGGACUUUUCUCUGGAUGCAUGCUUAUUAUCAUCCCUUUGGUUCCGCUUCAUAAGAGGCCUAUGUUUCAGGCUAUGUUUGGGGCUGUUUUUGGUCUUGCUUCUGUGAUGGGACCGCUUAUUGGGGGUGGGUUUACUAGUGGCAUUACUUGGAGAUGGUGCUUUUAUAUCAAUCUUCCUAUCGGUGCAGCUACGUGGAUCUUCAUGGCCUUGGUUUGGCAUCCGGUUAAAGUGCGUCGCGAGUCUGUUCCGGUUAAAACGCAUAUCAAGCGUCUCGAUCCACUCGGCGCCUUUUUCUUGGUUCCGGGAAUUGUGUGCCUCCUGUUAGCGUUCCAAUGGGGCGGCUCAACAUAUGCAUGGAACGAUGGGCGCAUCAUCGCUCUGUUCGUUCUCUUUGGAGUUCUGAUAAUGGCCUUCGCUUCUGUUCAGGUUCUCAUGCCCGAGACAGCGACAAUCCCCGCUAGAAUCAUUACCCAAAGGAGCAUUCUCGCAUCUGCUAUCUUCACGUUCUGUGGUGUCGGCUCCAUGAUGAUGGUGAUUUACUACGUACCAAUUUGGUUUCAAACCGUCAAACUAGUCGAUCCCGUUAAAUCAGGAAUCAACACUCUCCCCCUUGUCCUAAGUCUAGUCGUCGCAGGCUUCGUUGGCGGCGGCAUCACCAAAAAGUCGGGCUAUUACGUUCCGGUAAUGAUACUCUGUCCAUGCAUCUUGUCCAUCGGCCUAGGUCUCCUAUCAACCUUAAAGCUAGACACCGACUCCUCCCACUGGAUCGCCUACCAAUUCCUAUGCGGCUUCGGUGUUGGCAUCGGAAUGCAGACUGGAGGACUAGCCGUACAACGCAUUCUCCCAAUGUCCGAUGUCCCAGUCGGAAUUGCACUCCUGUUCUUCAUGCAGCAACUCGGCGGCUGUAUCUUCACUACUGUGGGCCAGACUAUUCUGAGCAACAUUCUGAUCUCAAAACUCACUGGUAUCCCGGGUAUUGAUCCCAAUUUGAUUCUUAGCGAGGGUGCAACGAAGUUGGUUUCUAUUGUUGCGCCAGAGAAUAUUGUUGUUGUUCAACGGGCUUAUAAUGCGGCUUGUACGAAGAUUUUCCUGGCUUCUAUGGGGUUAACUUUUGGGGCGUUGGUUAGUGCCCUUGGUGUGGAGUGGAAGAGUAUUAAGGAGGGAAAGAAUGGUCAGGAUGGACCUGGUGGACCUGGUGCGGGUGAACCUGGUGGGAAAAAAGAUAAAGAUAUGGAGAUGACUAAGGUCUCGGAGCAGAAUGGUUCCUAG
Penicillium atrosanguineum is the source of this 1749-nucleotide messenger RNA. RefSeq names its product MDR family MFS transporter. The record is from RefSeq and is a predicted model, not a curated record. Gene Ontology annotation, molecular function: transmembrane transporter activity. Gene Ontology annotation, biological process: transmembrane transport. Lineage: Eukaryota; Fungi; Ascomycota; Eurotiomycetes; Eurotiales; Aspergillaceae. The transcript is spliced from 3 exons. The coding region runs from base 1 to 1749 and encodes 582 amino acids.